AUAUAUAUAUGUGUGUGUGUGUGGAUUGUAGAGAGAGAUAGAGAAUGGAGGUAGAGAGAGAGAUGGGUUUGAGUGAGAAAGAGAGAGAGAUAGGAUUCAGUGAAGAACAGGAGAGAUUAGUGAAGGAAUCAUGGGAGAUAAUGAAGGAAAACAUUCCUGCUCUCAGUCUCCAUUUCUUUACACAGGUAUUGGAGAUCGCACCUGCAGCAAAGGGGUUGUUUUCAUUCCUGAAAGAUGCAGAAGAAAUCCCCCAAGAUAACCCCAAGCUCAAAGCCCAUGCUGUUAAAGUAUUCAAGAUGACAUGCGAGGCUGCGAUUCAACUGAGGGAGAAAGGAGAAAUCGUGGUUUCUGGUUCUACCCUCAAAUGGCUGGGAUCUGUUCAUGUUCAAAAAGGAGUUAUUGAUCCUCACUUUGAGGUGGUGAAGGAAGCAUUGAUAAGAACCGUGGAGAAGGGAGUGGGAGAUAAAUGGAAGGAAGAUAUGAAAGGGGCUUGGUCCGAAGCUUAUGAUCAGUUGGCUGCAGCCAUCAAAGCCGAAAUGAAACAAGACGUCGCACAAGAAUCCAAUACCUCGGCUUAAUUUAUUAAGACCGAUUUAAAAUUACAAGAUAAAUUAUGAUUAUUGGUUGAAUUAUGAAAUGUCAAAUAUGCAUGGAUGAAUACAAUAUUUGUGUUUUUUUAUUUAAGGGUCGUCUGGUAAGUGUUUACCUUAUUGAAUUAAAAUAAGAAUAACCAAGUAUAUACAUGGUAAGAGCAAUGAUGAUGAUUGAGAAUCCUAUUCGAUAAGUGAGGGUACGACUCUUACUAGGUUAGUGCUUACCAUGUAAUUUGUUAUAUAUGAUGCUAUUUUGAUGGACUA
Molecule: messenger RNA, 857 nt
Organism: Cynara cardunculus var. scolymus (artichoke)
Lineage: Eukaryota; Viridiplantae; Streptophyta; Magnoliopsida; Asterales; Asteraceae
Product: non-symbiotic hemoglobin 2-like
Exons: 4
Coding region: 45-578 (177 amino acids)
Molecular function (GO): oxygen binding; heme binding
Source: RefSeq, a predicted model, not a curated record